This is a messenger RNA of Triticum turgidum subsp. durum (durum wheat), 984 nucleotides long. Lineage: Eukaryota; Viridiplantae; Streptophyta; Magnoliopsida; Poales; Poaceae. The record is from the annotation of a GenBank genome assembly.
AUGGGGCACACAAAGGCAGCAGUGCUAGUGGUGGUGCUCGCCGUCGCCGUGCUUGGGCUUGCCACCGAUGGCCAGGCGCAGCUGCAGAACGGGUACUACACGGGCAAGUGCCGCGGCAACGACGUGGAGGCGGUGGUCCGGGGUAUCGUCAAGGCCCGAUUCGCCCAGGACAGCGCCAUCGUCGCCCACUUCCUACGCUUGCUGUUCCAUGAGUGCGGCGUCAAUGGCUGCGACGGCGGGCUGCUGAUCGACGGCCCCGGAACAGAGAAGACGGCAAAGCCGAACCUGAGCGUGAAGGGCUACGACCUCAUCGCCACCAUCAAAAUGGAACUUGAGAAGCGGUGCCCUGGCGUCGUAUCCUGCUCCGACAUUGAGAUCCUCGCAACCAGGGACGCGGUGAAUGCGUCCACGGGACAAGGAUACGCGGUGCGCACCGGGCGCAGGGACCGCCGGCGGUCCAUAGCCACCGACGUGAAACUUCCGGGGCCAGAUUUCACGGUUCCGCAGGCAGCCGCUUUCUUCGGCACGCUCGGCCUCAGCUCGGACGACAUGGUCGUUCUCCUGGGCGCGCACACGGUUGGCGUCGCGCACUGCAGCAUGAUCAAGAAGAGCCGUCUUUACAGCUACGGCGGCAAGGCCGGUGCAACGGACCCGAGCAUGGACCCGGAGCUAGCGUCCAUAUACAAGACAUACGUGUGCCCCAACACGGCAUCCUCCGACAACAACAUCGUGUUCCUGGACGACCGGUCCAGCGCGUCCAAGCUGGACAACAGCUUCUACAAGAUGCUGCAGCGUCGCCGCGGCGCGCUCAUGGUCGACCAGAACCUCUACAACGACGGCUCCACGCGCUGGAUGGUCGACAGGCUCGCCAACACUGACCACUUCCGCUGGCUCUUCCCACAGGCGCUCGCCAAGCUGGGGGAGGUCAACGUGCUUACCGGCACACAGGGAGAGGUCCGCAGGGUCUGCAGCAGGUUCAACUGA